GCCGCGCCGGGGGCCGCUGCGCUGCCGCCCCGCUGCUCCGCCGCCGGCCGGGCAUGAGUUAGUCGCAGACAUGGACACCAAACAUUUCCUGCCGCUCGACUUCUCCACCCAGGUGAACUCUUCAUCCCUCAACUCUCCAACAGGUCGAGGCUCCAUGGCUGCCCCGUCGCUGCACCCAUCCCUGGGUCCAGGAAUCGGCUCUCCACUGGGAUCCCCUGGGCAGCUGCACUCGCCUAUCAGCACCCUGAGCUCUCCCAUCAAUGGCAUGGGCCCGCCCUUCUCUGUCAUCAGCUCCCCCAUGGGCCCGCACUCCAUGUCGGUACCCACCACCCCCACACUGGGCUUCGGGACUGGUAGUCCCCAGCUCAACUCACCCAUGAACCCCGUGAGUAGCAGUGAGGAUAUCAAACCCCCGCUGGGCCUCAAUGGCGUCCUCAAAGUUCCUGCCCAUCCCUCAGGAAAUAUGGCAUCCUUCACCAAGCACAUCUGUGCUAUCUGUGGAGACCGCUCCUCAGGCAAACACUAUGGGGUAUACAGUUGUGAGGGCUGCAAGGGCUUUUUCAAGAGGACAGUACGCAAAGACCUGACCUACACCUGCCGUGACAACAAGGACUGCCUGAUCGACAAGAGGCAGCGGAACCGGUGUCAGUACUGCCGAUACCAGAAGUGCCUGGCCAUGGGCAUGAAGCGGGAAGCUGUGCAGGAGGAACGGCAGCGAGGCAAGGACCGGAAUGAGAGCGAGGUGGAGUCCACCAGCAGUGCCAAUGAGGACAUGCCUGUAGAGAAGAUUCUGGAAGCCGAGCUUGCUGUUGAGCCCAAGACUGAGACAUAUGUGGAGGCAAACAUGGGGCUGAACCCCAGUUCACCAAAUGACCCCGUCACCAACAUCUGUCAGGCAGCAGACAAGCAGCUCUUCACUCUUGUGGAGUGGGCCAAGAGGAUCCCGCACUUCUCUGAGCUGCCCCUGGAUGACCAGGUCAUCCUGCUUCGGGCGGGCUGGAACGAGCUGCUCAUUGCCUCCUUCUCCCACCGCUCCAUAGCUGUGAAAGACGGGAUCCUUCUUGCCACUGGCCUGCAUGUACACCGGAACAGCGCUCACAGUGCUGGGGUGGGCGCCAUCUUUGACAGGGUGCUAACGGAGCUGGUGUCUAAGAUGCGUGACAUGCAGAUGGACAAGACGGAGCUGGGCUGCCUGCGUGCCAUUGUCCUCUUCAACCCUGACUCCAAGGGUCUCUCAAACCCUGCUGAGGUGGAGGCGCUGAGGGAGAAGGUAUACGCAUCGCUAGAGGCAUACUGCAAACACAAGUAUCCAGAGCAGCCCGGCAGGUUCGCCAAGCUGCUGCUUCGCCUGCCUGCGCUGCGUUCCAUUGGGCUCAAGUGCCUGGAGCACCUGUUCUUCUUCAAGCUCAUCGGGGACACGCCCAUCGACACCUUCCUCAUGGAGAUGCUGGAGGCCCCACAUCAAGCCACCUAGGCCCCUGCCACCCAUGCGCCAGUCCCGCGCCCUGCCUUGACGCAGCUGCUCAGCUCCAGCCCUGUCCCUGCCCUUUCUGAUGGCCCAUGUGGAUCUUUGGGGUUCAGUGUCCCUUGGUCCCAAAAGAUGCGUUAUCACCCUCGUCAUCUUUAUUACUGCUUGCCUCUGGCCCAGGGCCACGGCAAGAGCUGGUGUGAGACCCAGCCAGACUCCUUCCCCACAUCAGCUCUUAGGCUACACUGCUGUCACCCUGAGGGGCUUGGGGUACUUCAUGGGGUCUUCAGCACCUGAAGCUGCAAGAGCUAGGAGAAGGGCUUGUCUGGUUGCUGUUUGCUGUCGCUGGUUCUCGACAUGCCUGUGUGGCACCUCUGUUUGGAGCGCCCCAUCUUUGCCUGUUCAGAGUCCUGGUUACCCAGCUAGGGUGGGAAUCCACCCAGAGUCAAGAGGGAACAGGUAGGGGCAGGUCUUAUCCUCCUGGGGCAUAGCUAACCUGUAAAACCUGUUUCCAAAGAUACCCUGAGAUAUCACCCCAGCCACUGUGCAGGAUUCUGGGACCACCUCAAGGCUGUGUGGGCUAGAGGUCCUCUGUCAUGUCCCUCAGUUCCUUUUUGUGUCAUUGUUCCCAACUAUAUGUCUCACCAACCCAGGGUUAGCUGAUGGUAGUGGCCUGGCUUUUCCCUAUCCCAAAUCUUAUUUUGUGGUCUGCAAGAUGGCACCUAGGAUCAUCCUGGAGGGCUGCCCCUGGCUCAUGUAGAAUGGGGUUUCCUGUGGGAAGCACAUGGGCUGUCCUUUUGCUGGCCUCUUGUAGGACACUGGACAUCCUGAGGCUCAGGGAAGGGAGGAGAGCUGUUGUCUGGAUUCUGAACAGGGGUCCUGAACAGGGGAUGAACCAUGCAGAUGUGACAGGUGACUGUGUCCUGGUGUGGCUAACUCUCCAGGCUUUGUGCGGGCCCCUUCUUGGACUGGUCGCUUCUGUUAGGAAUGCUGACGGGCCUUUCUGGGACUCCCCUUGGUAUGGUGUUGUCUGUGGACAGUGUAUGUCCAGAAUCUUACCCAAGGGCUCUGUCACACCCGCUCGGGUGGCAGGCUAUGGACUUGGGCUUCAGCCCUGUCUUGUGUAGCUCUGAGUGUGGCUCUCCAGUUGAGCAGUCUUGUUUGCACUGUAGGGCUUUCCUGGGUCCUAUGAUCUAGUCUCAGACCCAGGGGCCCAGGUUUGUCAGGAGCAGGUGCCUUAGUGGGUAUGGCCGUACUGCCUCCCCAACUUCUCCCACUGAUGCACAGCGGUAGGGGAGAAAGGCCCUCAUGGACCUCAAGGACCACCUAGGGCACUGGGCCUGGAGGUAGUGGAUGGGAGGAGCCAGUUUCCUGGGCUUUAUGGGGAAGGGCACAUUUAUUUUCCACCUUUUCAAAGUUCUAAACCGUAGCUAGCUGAGGCACCUAUAAAAGAUUCCAGAAACAUCUUCCCUGUGCUCCUUCUCUCCAUGUGGUGGCAUGGGAGAUGUGCUUGGUUAGCCGCACAGUUCCCACAGUCUGCCUGCCCCUUCUCCCAGGCUUUCCUAGAAAAUCUGUCCAUCUCUUGGGGCUGGUAGUGCCAGGCAGAGCAGCAGAUUCCCCAGUCCAUACCCAGCACUGUGCCUUCUACAGACCUCUGCUCCCACUGUUCAUGCUGGCCCUGUUUUACGCUGUGCUCUGUGGUCCUCUGAGCUGCUGAGGACCAUUGGUGGCUCCAGCAGAGAAAGUCCUGGGGCUGACCCUCUGGAAUGCUGCCAUGUCUGGGCUUGGCUGGCUGGCAGGCACUGGGGCCUUGGCCCCUAGCCCCGCUGGCCCACAUACACAUAGCCUCACCUGCCACUGCUUGUCACUGUAGAUUCCCUGGUGAGCUUCCUGUCCCUUUGGCCUCAUUGUCACCAUUGUUCUCGAUGGAAGUGUGGGCAUGGUGUCACUAAGGAGAGAAUUGGGCGUUGUUUAACCAGACCUUCAGUCGUGUUACCAAUCUGGCUCAAUUAAGGUGAUUGUAAUUAUUAUUGCUAUUAUUAUUUUGGUGGGACAAUCUUUAAUUUUCUAAAGAUAGCACUAACACCAGCUCAUUAGCCAUCCUGUGCACACACCCACCUUAGCCUGGUUGGAUAAAAGCUGCCACCAAUGGUCAUAUGACUUCCACAACUGCUGCUUCUGGGCCAUAUUCUUCAUCUCUGUCACCUCCCUGCUUGGAGAUUCAUUUGGGGCUCUCCUGUGGCUGAGAAGUGAAGAUGACCACAGGGCCCGUGGCAGCUGCUGGCCCGUGUCACCCUGAAACAACAGUCACUGGGGGAAUUUGGUCCCACCCCCACCCCCCAGUUUUCCAAAUUACAGCAUCCCCAAGGAUACUGGGCAGCUUGGUGACAGUGCCAAGGGACACCCAAGCUUCCUCAUGUGGGAUCCCAGGGGACCUGGCCAAAGCAGGCAACCAUGGCUAAUCAUCGCCGUCCCCAUCACAGAAUGGGGGCGUACCAUCUGGUCCCCGUACACGAGUGUGGUGUGAACGUGCAUGUGCUGGACGGACGCUGCGCAGAGGCUGCACGCCAGCGACGGGAGAUGCGGCCCAGUUACCGAUGUUCUGUGUUCUUUUUAAUCAAGACUUUCCCAUUUUCCUGUAUAUUUGCUUCUUGUGAGCAAGGACCUGAGAUCCCUUCUGUGGGGAAGUCGGGCUCUGGUGACUCUGGAGGCAGGAGAUGCAUCUAUUUUCAGAUGCUGCAGGGCUGGAGUGCCCUGAUCUCUAGCCAUGCCUUAGCUGGGAUGCGCGGCCGCUGUGGGGAGGAUGCCGCGGCCGCAGGGAGUAAAGAUAGAGGAAUGUUUAAUGCACCGGGAAGGGUAAAUGAAUCUAUUUUUGUACAAAUGUAAUUUUAUCCCUCAUGUAAACUGGAUGGCAUGGCGGGGGGACCUGUUUUGUUUCUGUUUUGAGUGUCAAGAAGCGUUGGCACACCCUGAUGCCGCUGAGCAGAGGAGGCCUUUCCGGGGAGGCUGAAGACUUGGGAGAACAGCACAGACAGACACUUCCUUCUGGUGGGAGGGAGGGCCGCCGCCAGCAGGGUUUCCUUCCCCUUCUUGGUGAUUUGAACAACCUUGCUCUGUCCUCGGUGCCUGCCUGCCAGCCUCGCUGCAGCUCGUCUGACUGUGAAAUGACUUCCCUGCGUAACUGCUCUCUGGGACAUUGUGGCGCAGCCGCUGGGGGUUGAUGAACAGCAGUCUCAGGAUUGUAGAAAAGAAACAAAAACGUGAGAGGAGAGACAAAUAUGAACGUUUCGAAAAUAUAUCUCCAUUCGGUUCUCA
This is a messenger RNA of Psammomys obesus (fat sand rat), 4783 nucleotides long. It is a transcript of the gene Rxra, whose product is annotated as retinoid X receptor alpha. Bases 71 to 1474 code for a protein of 467 amino acids. Gene Ontology annotation, molecular function: retinoic acid-responsive element binding; nuclear receptor activity; zinc ion binding. Gene Ontology annotation, biological process: cell differentiation; retinoic acid receptor signaling pathway; response to retinoic acid. The transcript has 10 exons. The record is from RefSeq and is a predicted model, not a curated record. Lineage: Eukaryota; Metazoa; Chordata; Mammalia; Rodentia; Muridae. Gene Ontology annotation, cellular component: nucleus; RNA polymerase II transcription regulator complex.